Molecule: messenger RNA, 1311 nt
Organism: Epithele typhae
Lineage: Eukaryota; Fungi; Basidiomycota; Agaricomycetes; Polyporales; Epitheliaceae
Product: pyridoxal phosphate-dependent transferase
Exons: 5
Coding region: 1-1311 (436 amino acids)
Biological process (GO): transsulfuration
Cellular component (GO): cytoplasm
Molecular function (GO): cystathionine gamma-lyase activity; pyridoxal phosphate binding
Source: RefSeq, a predicted model, not a curated record
AUGCUCAAUGUCGACCAGGCUGCUACCAACGGCCACGCGAACUCCGAGACGAUCCCAAUUCUCAAGGAGCACGCCUCACUGGACGGCUUUGGCACGCGCGCCAUCCAUGUUGGUUCCGAGCCGUCCGAGGAAACGGGCGCAGUCAUACCCUCCAUUUCGCUCAGCACGACGUACAAACAGCACGGUGUGGGCAACCACAAGGUACGGCUUCGAGUACUCGCGCUCGGCAACCCCAACCGGAACGCGCUCGAGGCGACCCUCGCGGCACUCGAGACCGGGGGCGCGCAUGCGCUGCCUUCGCCGACGGUGCUCCAGGCGCUCGGGCCCGACGCGCACAUCGUGAGCGUGAACGACGUCUAUGGUGGCACGUUCCGGUACAUGACGCGCGUCGCGGCGGAGAACCAAGGCGUCGAGACCACGUUCGUCGACCUCGAGAAUGCGUCGAACGACGAGAUCCUCGAUGCGUUCCGCCCAAAUACAAAGCUCAUUUGGAUCGAGACCCCCACGAACCCAACGUUGCGCGUGGUCGACAUUGCGCGCAUCGCGGCCCUCGCGCGCUCACAUCCUGCCAACCCACUCGUACUCGUUGAUAACACCUUCCUCUCGCCCUACUACGCCUCACCGCUCGCGCUCGGCGCCGACAUCGUCAUGCACUCGCUCACCAAAUACGUCAACGGCCACUCGGACGUCGUCAUGGGCGCGCUCCUCCACGCCAAGCUGCGCUUCCUGCAGAACGCGAUCGGCGCCGUGCCCUCCGCGCACGACUGCUGGCUCGCCCAGCGCGGCGCGAAGACGCUGCACCUGCGCAUGAAGGCGCACGGCGCGAACGCGCUCGCCGUCGCGCGCGCGCUCGAGCGCAGCCCGCACGUGCUCAAGGUCGUCUACCCCGGCCUGCCCUCGCACCCGCACCACGCGCUCGCGCGCCGGCAGCUCUCCGCGCACGCGGCGCGGUUCGUGGGCGCGCACGCGCGGCUCGACGCCGCCGCCGCCGACGGCGGGUUCCCGUACGGGGGCAUGAUCUCGUUCCGGGUGCGCGGCGGGGCGCGCGCGGCGGAGGCGUUCCUCACGGGCGCGCGGCUCUUCACGCUCGCGGAGUCGCUCGGGGGCGUGGAGAGCCUCGCGGAGCUGCCGGCGGCGAUGACGCACGGGAGCAUCCCCCCGGCGGAGCGGGCGGCGCUCGGGAUCACGGACGACCUCAUCCGGCUGUCGGUGGGGGUGGAGGAGGAGGAGGACCUGGUCGCGGACGUCGAGCAGGCGUUGGAGAAGGCGAUGAAGGCCGCGGCGGAGGCGGAGGUGGAGGUGGGGGCGUGA